CAAAGCUCUCCUUCGCCUUCUUCUAAUAUAGGAGAUAAACUCGAUGCCUCCUCUGGGAUCUCAAAAUGAUAAGGAUAAGAUGAAGGCUUCCAAUUUCCCAAUCACCACCUUUACUGUAGGAAACUGGAAGAGGGAGACUAUUCGCAAAGGAGACUUGACUGCCAAGAUCUACUAUUGCAAGAAGAAGUUGGUGUGGGAGUUUCUCAAUGGGCCAUUGAAGAGCAAAAUGGAAGUUUGUUGGUCUGGCAUCAUUGCUAUUGAGGCUGCUAUGAACCACCCUAAUCAACCCGGAUUUCUUCGAGUUGAGUUGGCUAAGCCUCCUCUCUUCUUCCGAGAAAUCCCACCUCAGCAGCGAAAGCAGACUAAAUGGGAGCCGGUAGAUGAUUUCACUGGUGGCCAAGCCCUACUUUGCAGGAGACAUGAAGCUACGUUCCCUCCCGGGGCACUUGAUAAACACUACGAGAAGCUUCUGCUAAACGAUGAGCGUUUAGCUAGGGUCAGUCGCAGGCUCUUCCCGACUAAUGGAUCAUUUUUGCCAUUACAACAGAUCCCACAGCAGCAACAGCUUCACCAUUCUCUAAAUGCUAACUUCAUAGCAGCAUCAUCAUCAGGCAAUGGUGUCAUGGGGAAUCAAAUCAACAACGAGCGAACAUUUGUCGAUUCAUCAAGACAGAACCUUCUUGCUGUUCGCGAUCAACUACUUCAUCAGUACAAUGGUGUGGUUCUCAACAACGAGCCAACAUUGGGGAAUCAAAUCAACAACGAGCGAACAUUUGUCGAUUCAUCAAGACAGAACCUUCUUGCUGUUCGCGAUCAACGACUUCAUCAGUACAAUGGUGUGGUUCUCAACAACGAGCCAACAUUGGGGAAUCAAAUCAACAACGAGCGAACAUUUGUCGAUUCAUCAAGACAGAACCUUCUUGCUGUUCGCGAUCAACUACUUCAUCAGUACAAUGGUGUGGUUCUCAACAACGAGCCAACAUUUGUGGGCUCGUCUAGUAAGAACCCUCUUAAUGUUGGUGGUAAAAAACUUUAUCAGCACAAUUAUAUGGCUAACAACAAUGAGCCAACAUUUGUGGGCUCAUCAAGUCAGAACCCUAUAGUUGUUUCGGACGAUAUGGCUGCCCCCUUCAUCCAUCCUCCGAGUAGCUGCCCGCCAAAGUUCCAACACGGCCUAAUUGAAGUAGAGUAUUCAGAUGCUGGUGAGCAGGCCUUGGCUGAUGCGAUAGUAAGGGAGGCGAACGCAACGUGUGAUGCUUUCGCAUCGUCUUUGAUCGAACUGUUUACAGUGCAAGGUCAGGGAAAUGAGCCAGUUGGAGGUGGUAAUGUAAAUGAAGCUUCAUCUACUUCUCCUGCUCCACCAACAGGGCCAUGAAGAAAUGGUUAAAACUUGCAAUUAUGUUAUGGUACAAACAUAAC
Salvia splendens (bonfire salvia) is the source of this 1419-nucleotide messenger RNA. RefSeq lists its product as uncharacterized. The coding region runs from base 44 to 1375 and encodes 443 amino acids. The record is from RefSeq and is a predicted model, not a curated record. The transcript has 6 exons. Lineage: Eukaryota; Viridiplantae; Streptophyta; Magnoliopsida; Lamiales; Lamiaceae.